AUGAAGCUCAAGGGUGCCGUAACUGGCCAUUCUUUGUUGAAGAAGAAGUCAGACGCUUUGACCAUGCGUUUCAGAAAGAUCCUUAACAAUAUCGUCGAAAACAAGCAAUUGAUGGGUGCCACCAUGAGAGAGGCUUCUUUCUCUUUGGCAACUGCCAAAUAUGCUGCUGGUGAUUUCUCUAACUCUGUUAUUGAGAAUGUUACCAAUCCAACCAUUGCCGUAAAGAUGACUACUGAAAAUGUUGCUGGUGUCCAUUUGCCAACUUUUGAAAAGAUUUCUGAAGGAGCUGUUAGUACUUCACAAGAACUUACUGGUCUUGCCAAGGGUGGUCAACAAAUUUCAAAGUCACGUGAAUCACAUCUCAAAGCUAUCGAAGCCUUGAUUGUUCUUGCUUCCUUACAAACUGCUUUUGUAACAUUGGAUGAAGUUAUUAAAAUUACAAAUAGACGUGUUAAUGCUAUUGAAUACGUAGUCAAGCCACGUCUCGAAAAUACCAUCAACUAUAUUAUGACAGAACUCGAUGAAUCCGAAAGAGAGGAAUUUUACAGACUAAAGAAGGUGCAAGGAAAGAAGAAGAAGGAUUUGAAGGCCAAGGAAGCCAACAAGGAAGUCGAACUCGCCUCUGAACAAAAGAUUAUCAAUCCAACAAAGGUCAAGAAUAUGAUCGAAGAGGAAGGUCAAGAAGAGGAAUUAUUAUAUGGUGCCUAA
Messenger RNA from Cavenderia fasciculata, 708 nucleotides. RefSeq names its product vacuolar ATP synthase subunit D. Gene Ontology annotation, cellular component: proton-transporting V-type ATPase complex; vacuolar membrane. The transcript is spliced from 4 exons. Bases 1 to 708 code for a protein of 235 amino acids. NCBI's taxonomy places the organism in Eukaryota, Evosea, Eumycetozoa, Acytosteliales, Cavenderiaceae. The record is from RefSeq and is a predicted model, not a curated record. Gene Ontology annotation, molecular function: proton-transporting ATPase activity, rotational mechanism.